AAUGAUAACGUUCGAAGUGAUAAGCGCGCUUUCCUUGACGAAAGAAUGCUAUUACCGUUUCACUGAAACAUUGAAAGACCGAUCGUAACUCAAUGCUGUGUUACGAAUGUUAAUAACUAUCUGGAAAAUUUAUUGCAUAACUAAUUGAAUGAUGACGAGGAAGAUUGGAAUUGCAUCGCGACUGAAAGAUCAACUAAGAAGUUCAAACAUACACAAUGUGAAAAAUUCCAGAAAAAAUUCUGAUGAAGUCCUAAUAUAUGAUAAUGCUUCGGAAGAGGAGAAGGAAAUGAGACGAAUUCUCACAAUCAAAGAGGCCCCGGAAUUCCUGACGCAUAAUCCGUAUAUUUUGAAUGGAUACAGGGGAUGUAAAACGAAGAAAUUGUGUGUAGAGAGUGCAUUUUGGUGGACAAACGAAACGAUAAAUAUUUGGAGUCACGUCUUAGGCUUCCUAUUUUUCUUCGGACUGACGUGUCAUGACCUGUACUUUGUAGACGCGUCGUACACAGACAAAGCUAUUGCACUAUUCUCAAGCAUAAAUUUCCAGAUUGCUCUGAUUAGUUCAACAAUUUAUCACACCUUCUCCUGCAGGAAUGACAAAAUCUAUAACUGUUUGCUAACUGUUGAUAUGUUGGGCAUUUCCUUGAGCUUAUUAGCUAUUUAUCUGACGGGAAUACAUUUCUCUUUCACGUGUUACGAGAAUCAUCGAUUUUUCUACCUAAUCACAGUUCUUCUAAUUUUCAUAAUUGCAAUUGUGCUACAAAUUCCACAAUACAACUUCAGUUCUAACGUAAAAACAUCAGUGCUUUUUGGCUGGGCAGCUUACGGCAUUCUACCGACGAUUCAUGGAGUCAUAAUCAUGGGCGGGUUACAGCAUCCCAUGGUACAGCAGCUAUUCCCCAGGAUAGUGGGCAUGUACGCUAUAACUUCAUUCGCAUUUUUCCUCUUCGAGACUAAGAUACCUGAACGUUUCUUUCCAGGCUCUGUUGACUACAUCGGGUCUUCCCAUCAGUGGUGGCAUUUGCUGAUCCUGUUUGCUUUCUUCUACUGGCGCAAUACCGGUCUACUUUACAUUCAGUACAUCAAUAGCCAUGGGUGCAUAGUACUUUCAUAGUAUUCUGGCCAGUGAAAUCGCUCUCAAUUUGGAACAAUCGCUGGUUGUUAAUUAUAAUUGACAUUGAAAAGCUCUAGUUAUUUAUUUAUUUAUCUUUGUUCUAUCACGUUUUCACAGUAUUCAGUAGCUAUGGAAUGAUAGUCCGUAACUUUAAGAGGUCUUUGAAUAUUGAAAGACUACUAUUGACAAUAAAUUCAUUGAAGUAGAACUUCAAGACAAUGAAA
Molecule: messenger RNA, 1335 nt
Organism: Diachasma alloeum
Lineage: Eukaryota; Metazoa; Arthropoda; Insecta; Hymenoptera; Braconidae
Product: progestin and adipoQ receptor family member 3
Exons: 6
Coding region: 149-1111 (320 amino acids)
Cellular component (GO): membrane
Molecular function (GO): signaling receptor activity
Source: RefSeq, a predicted model, not a curated record